This is a messenger RNA of Erinaceus europaeus (western European hedgehog), 2272 nucleotides long. It is a transcript of the gene ZNF200, whose product is annotated as zinc finger protein 200. The transcript is spliced from 5 exons. The record is from RefSeq and is a predicted model, not a curated record. Lineage: Eukaryota; Metazoa; Chordata; Mammalia; Eulipotyphla; Erinaceidae. Bases 180 to 1352 code for a protein of 390 amino acids.
AGUCGCCGGCGGGCGGCGCGGAGGACGCGCGGAAGGGCGACCGCAGGGUGCGGCUACUCGCGCGAGGUCUCCAGGUCUCUCCCGGAGCCGGGGUCUCCGGGCCGGCCAUCGCGGGGCGGCAGGGGGAGGCCUGCGGAGCCGGCCCGGGAAGCGCGGGCGCCCAGUGGCUGUAAGACGCCAUGGCUGCAAAAGUGGUUCCCGCGCUCUCCAAGAAGGCAAAGCAGUCCUUCAUACUGCGAGUUCCUCCGAACUCCAAGCUGGGCCAAGACCUCCUUCGGAAUGUGUCUAGUGGGCCCAAGACCAUCCACCAGCUGGUUCUGGAGCACUUCCUCACCUUCUUGCCCAAGUCAAGCCUGGUCCAGCCCAGUGAGAAAACCAAGGACCCCCUGGCUCCUGUGAAGGGCGGGAGCCCUGGCUUUCUGAACAGAGCACAACCUCAUCCCUUAGUGAGCCUUGUGCCCAGAGAAGGAAGCCACCAGAAACAGGACACAUUGUCUCCAUGUUGGAAAGCUAAGCCUGAGGAGCUGACAGUCUUCGAGGACUUGAAUGUAUUUCACUCCCAAGAAGAGUGUGUGAGCCUGGAUUCCGCACAGUGGCCUGCCUCAGAGAAGGAAGACAAUGUCGGGGAGAUGACGCUCCUGGUUAAUGACAGUAAUCUUGAGGAUGGUGAUCUUCAAAAAGAAUCUGUAGAGAAUGAAAAUCAUGGAGAACACCCAUCAGAUUGUGAUGAAAUGGUCUCUAAGAAACCUCCAAAUUAUGAUAAAGAAUUAAAUGCAUCCACUGCAAAGGAAAGAAAAAUGAGAAAUCUUUUAGUUACCAUUGAAAAUGAUGCUCCACUAGAAGAACUCUCAAAAUAUGUGGAUACCAAUGUUGUAGCACUUACCCAAAAUCGAAGAUCAAAAAGAUGGUACACUUGUCCACUGUGCGGGAAACAGUUUAACGAAAGCUCUUAUCUUGUUUCCCACCAGAGGACUCACACUGGAGAAAAACCUUAUAACUGUCGUCACUGUGGGAAAAGCUUUAAUCAUAAAACAAACCUUAACAAACACGAACGAAUCCAUACAGGAGAGAAGCCUUAUUCCUGUUCUCAUUGUGGGAAGAACUUUCGUCAGAAUUCUCAUCGGAGUCGACAUGAAGGAAUCCAUAUAAGGGAGAAGAUGUUUAAGUGUCCAGAAUGUGGGAAAACCUUCCCAGGGAAUAAAGAACUUGUACAUCAUUUACAGACUCAUGUGGCGGAAAGGCCAUACAGUUGUCGAAAGUGUGGUAAAAGAUUUGGUCGGCUGUCAAACUGUACCCGGCAUGAAAGAACUCAUUCAGUAUGUAAGAACCGAAAGCACAAGUGGACUCGGUAAAGGUCUGAUGGCCCUACCUCAGUCUGAAAUGUGUUGCACGUUCAGAAUCCCCGCUGUCUGGAAGAUGUAGACAUAUAAAAACCUGGUUAUAGCCAAAAUCAGAUAAAUACCCAGUUUGGCUCAAACCUCAGGUUUUUAGAAAAUCUACAAGGAAGAAAACAUCUUCAAGGGCUAUACCUCAACACUCACACUUUUUGGACUAAGGAUUUUUUGUGUGCAUGAACUUACAUAACUAUGUAAGUUCUAUUUCCAAAGAAUGGCUUUGAAUUUGCAACACACAGUGACUCAUGUAUUAAAAGCAUACCUAUUUACGCCUUCAUUUGGGGAUUCACACUUAAGAAAUGAUGUGGGGGUCGUGGCGGUAGCACAGCAGAUUAAUCGCACGUGGCGCAAAGCGCAAGCACGGGACACAAAGCACAAGCAUGGGAGUAAGGAUCGCAGUUCAAGCCCCCGGCUCCCCACCUGCAGGGGAGUCACUUCACAGGAGGUGAAGCAGGUCUGCAGGUGUCUGUCUGUCUCUCCCCCUCUCUGUCUUCCCCUCCUCUUUCCAUUUCUCUCUGUCCUAUCCUACAACGAACGACAUCAACAACAACAGUAACAACCACAAUAAGGGCAACAAAAGGGGGGGGGGGGGACGGCCUCCAGGAGCAGUGGAUUCCUGGUGCAGGCACCGAGCCCCAGCAAUAACCCUGGAGAAAAAAAAAGAAGAAAUAAUGUGAAGGUUCUAAUCUAGAACUGUGUUCCUCUAAAAGAACCAGACUACUGACUUGUUAAUCCAUCCGCCAUUAUCAAUUCACCUGACUCUUUUAAGAACUUAACGCCCUGUUAAAGCUUGAGUGUUGAAAAGUAUUGUUUACUUAGGAAAACUACAGCAGUUGAAUGUCGAAGACUCAUUAAAAGUGUUUACUGUUUAUACUGUA